This is a messenger RNA of Gambusia affinis (western mosquitofish), 1342 nucleotides long. RefSeq names its product ankyrin repeat and SOCS box containing 11 (gene asb11). The record is from RefSeq and is a predicted model, not a curated record. Gene Ontology annotation, molecular function: protein binding. Lineage: Eukaryota; Metazoa; Chordata; Actinopteri; Cyprinodontiformes; Poeciliidae. Gene Ontology annotation, biological process: protein ubiquitination; positive regulation of protein catabolic process.
ACACUCUCACCCUGGAUGGAGUCUCCUCUCUUCAUGAGGCAUGGCUCACAGGCUCAGGCACUGUCAGCAGAUGGCGCUACACCUCUCAUUAACUCCUGCAGCAGUGGAAAUGUAGCUUGUGUCAGACUCCUCUUAUAGCACGGAGCCUCCUUCCACACCAACCACCAGCUGGCUUCACCCAUCCACGAAGCCGCUAAAGAAGGUCACAGAGAGUGUCUGGAGCUGCUGCUGCUGCUGUCGAGCGGAGCCCAGAUUGAUUUUUGAGAUACCAGGCGUGGAUCUUAUCUUACCCCGCUGUACGCCGCCUGCAGGGCUCCGGCAGCGGAGUGUGUGGAGCUGCUGCUGCGUUCAGGUGCCGACGUUGGCUCUGGAUGUGGGCAGAUCAGCCCUUUGCAUGCUGCGGUUUGUGCUGGAGAAGCAGACAUUGUUAAACUUCUCCUGGACUUCGGGGCAGACCGAGCCAGCAGGAAUGCAGAGGGAAAAACUCCUCUCGAUCUGUCGGCACCAAACAACGCGGUUCGAUUUGCUCUGGAGACGAGAGCUCCCUGCUCUCUGUCUGAGCUUUGCCCUUUCUGCAUUCGCCGCAGUCUUGGGCGACCUCGUCUUCGCAGAACCUCCAGCCUCUUCCUUCCUCACAGUAUCAGGAACUUCCUCCUCCACAAAUGACACUUCUGUUUGCUACAUAGACCUCCAAUCAUCGAUUGUCCGUGUAAAAUAGUUACAAAGGAAUAAUAUUCUCAAGACUACAACUGCACAUUUGUAUAUUUUAGGACAAAAUUGCUCUUAAAAUCAUAUUUGAUAUUUAAGCUGUACUCACAGGUUGCAUUUUAAAUGACUCAGACUUAGUAUGUUCGUACUUCGAGUAAAUCUGUCUGUUUAACAUCCAUCUCUUUACAAAACCUUUAAAAGGUGAACACAGCCAGUUGCAUAUCUGCAUGUUCCCUCUUUUCUUCUGUGUUGAACUGUUUUCUGAAACCUUUGUGGCUCCGCAGGGAGCUGUCUGAAUGUCAGAUAAAUCACAGUCUGUUUUCGCUGGAGAGAAGAAGCCUGAUAAAAUGGAAUAAAGAUUUUGCUGAGUUUUUAAAAUCGUGAGGCUUUUAGCGUUAUGUUAUAUCUGCAGUGCGGCAUUUUUGUAACACAGGUUCGUUAAACACCUGAUUCAUCCCUAGAUUGUUGCCCAAGGAAGGACGUAAUCCGUUUAGAUAAAAAAAACAGCUUUAUUCCUACAAUUUGUUUUCUUAAAAUGUUUCACAGCUGCCUUUGGCUUCAGUAUAACCUUCUGUCAGCAUACCAGAUGCCUCAACUGACUGCUGCGGUACACACAUGCUGUUUUCAAAUUGUA